This is a messenger RNA of Spodoptera frugiperda (fall armyworm), 3069 nucleotides long. RefSeq lists its product as uncharacterized. Gene Ontology annotation, molecular function: DNA binding. NCBI's taxonomy places the organism in Eukaryota, Metazoa, Arthropoda, Insecta, Lepidoptera, Noctuidae. Gene Ontology annotation, cellular component: nucleus. Bases 447 to 2498 code for a protein of 683 amino acids. The record is from RefSeq and is a predicted model, not a curated record. The transcript has a single exon.
AGGGUAGACUGGGUACGGUUGAAACAAAGGACGGUUGAAACAAAACGAAUAUCUCGCAAACCGUUGGCGGGGCGGCGAGGGGUCCAAGGGGAGAACGAAGCGGACGACAGGUCUAAACACGAAUCUUAGUGUUGCGUCGCUCUCCGCGCGCUUUGGCUGUUUCUAGGGGUCUACCCUAUUGUGUUAUUGAAAACCAAAAGUAAGUAUUUUUGCUUGGAGAUUUUUCCAAUUAUUGUCGUUUUUAUUCAAGUGACAGCAUUGAGGGUGCGUUGUUGUUUGAAAUGAAGCUCGCGGAAUAUGACAUUGUGACUAGUUUUUGUGUAUCAUUAUUGUUACAAUGACUAAUAACUGAAUUUUACCUAAAGUAGGAGUUGGGGACGGUUGAAACAUUUUUUUUUGGGUACGGUUGAAACAGUGUACUUAUUAUUUUUUUCUUGUUUUUUUAGAUGCCUAGAGUACGCGUAAGAAAGACAUCGAGAGGGCAAAUAGACUUGUCGAAGUACAAAGACGCAUAUGAGGAGGUGAAAACCGGAGGAUCAUUGCGAAAAUCGGCAGAGAAGCACGGAUUAAACCAUUGUUCGCUUCUUAGAUAUAUUCGAAAGCGAGAUGUCUCCGGCGAGCAAGAAAAUCCAGACAUGGGAUAUAAAGCACACAACCGAGUUUUUAAUGAGGUGCAAGAACGAGAGCUUUCAAAGUACUUGAUCCGAUGUGCUGAUAUAUAUUUUGGACUACCUAAGAAGGAGGUAAGAAAACUGGCGUAUGAACUUGUAGUUAAAUAUAAUUUAUCAAGACCUAAAACUUGGGAUGAUAACGAGCUGGCAGGUGAGGAAUGGUAUCGGAUGUUUAUGAGAAGAAACCCCGAACUGUCUCUACGCGCAGCACAAGCUACUAGCCUCUCCAGGGCGACUAGUUUUAACAAAACAAAUGUAGAUUCUUUCUAUGACAAUCUGGCCACUGUCAUGGAUCGUCAUAAAUUUGAGCCUCAGGAUAUAUAUAACGCUGAUGAAACAGGCAUAACCACUGUUCAAAAGCCCGACAGAGUAGUGGCUAGGCGUGGUGCUCAUCAAGUAGGUUCAGUAACUUUGGCGGAAAGGGGUAAAUUGGUCACAGUCGCCUUUGCAGCAAAUGCCAUUGGAAAUGUUAUUCCGCCAUUCUUCGUCUUCCCGACAGUGCGUUAUCAAGAACAUUUUAUUAGAGAUGGACCCCCUGGCUCCGCUGGAGCUGCUAACCCCUCCGGCUGGAUGCAAGAUGAAACAUUUAUGCAUUUUCUGGAACACUUUAAAAAACAUACAAAUGUAUCUCUGUCUCAUAAGGUGUUACUUCUGCUCGACAAUCACUAUUCACACGUCCACAUUAACGCACUAGACUUUUGCAAGAACAAUGGCAUUAUCUUACUAUCUUUCCCACCCCACUGCUCGCACAGACUCCAGCCACUUGAUCGAUCGGCAUAUGGCUCUUUGAAGAAAGCUGUCAAUUCAGCCUGCGAUGCAUGGAUGCGAAACCAUCCAGGAAGGACAAUGUCCAUUUACGAUAUACCAGGGAUUGUAGCGUCUGCUAUGCCAGUUGCUCUUACGGCUUCAAAUAUUCAAGCCGGCUUUCGCAAAACAGGAACUUAUCCGUAUAAUCGGAAUCUGUUCACUGAGCUUGAUUUCGCUCCUGCAUUUGUUACGGAUAGACCAAAUCCCGAAAAUACUACAGAACCAGCUGUUGUUCCUGUACCAAAUACUACCCUACCUGUAGAGCCUGUAUUUGUAACGGAUGUGCCAAACCAAGAAAAUGCAGCAGAGGUAGCAAUAGUUCCUGUAUCAGUUACAAAUCCACCUGAAGACGAAACUCCGCCAUUGUCACCUUCUCUAUUAAAUUACGAACAACCCGCAGAUAUGGUCGCUCAACCAGGAGCUAUCAAUAGUUCAUUAGUCCCUAUAAUUGAAAAUCAGGAAACUGCAACUACACCACCCAGACACCACAGCAGCAUUAAUAUUCAGGAAACUUCUCCGAAACCCAGUACAAGUGCUCAAACAAUUUCUUCUAUUGUUCCCGCUGUAUUUUCACCGGAAAUAAUACGACCAUUUCCGAAAGCUGCUCCAAGGAAAAAUAAUAAUAAAGGGCGCAAAAUCAGGAAGUCUACUAUUUACACUGACACUCCAGAGAAAGAAGAGAUAAGAAAAGAGCAUGAAAUAAGAUUGAAACGAACAAGAGCUAAACAAGUGAAGAAGCAAUUGGAUGGAGGAAAAAAGAAGCAAUUGAAUAGAGGAAAAAAGAAGCAACUUGAUGGAGGAAAAAAUAAAAGAAACACCAUAAAAGGAAAACAGAAAAAUAUACAAGAGGAGGUAUCAUCAGAAGAUGAGGAGUGCUUCUGUCUUGUCUGUAUGUCUUCAUAUUCAAACAGCAGACCCGGAGAACAGUGGAUCCAAUGCAUCAGUUGUAAACUGUGGGCUCACGAAGAAUGCACAGAAAGUGGUCUUAGCUAUAUUAGUCAGAAUUGCGACUCUGAUUGAUCUUUAAAUUUGGCUUAUCCUUAUUGGACUAAUGAAAGGCAAAAAUUGUUUUCUUUCAAACCUUUUUUUAAAUAUUAUUGUUUAGUUUGCUAUGUUUAAAAAACAAACAGUUGAUUUUGGUUUAAUUUACGUAAAUUUUAUAUCAAUGUUAAGUAAUUUGUAGUUACUUUUUUGUUUUUUUUUUGAUGAUUGAUAAUAUAUAUUUUAAAUAGUGUGCUUUAAAACAUUAAAGGCAAAAUAUCGUUUUAGGUGUAUAAAUAUUGAAGACUGAUUACUAAUGUCAAAGAGUUACUUAAUUAUUCUUAGAUUUAAAAUAAACAAUUAAUAAAACGUGUUGUAAUAUCAUAUUUUGUAUUAUUCGCAUGUGUUUCAACUGACCCCAUUCACUGUUUCAACCGCCCCUGGUAUGGGGACGGUUGCAACAAAUCCGAUUUAUUUUUUAAUUUGAUCUACUUUUAAAAAUAACACACCUGGGACUAAAAACAUAUUGCCUAUUAGUAGACAGAAACAUGCUCUUUUAUUUAACAUAUCUUCUUCAUUGCUCGGGUUAUAAAAAGCAGAACUAUGGACG